AUGACAAAGAAGCAUAAAAACGGUGACGGCGAUGGCUCACUAUCUUCCGCAGAUGGUGGUGCCACAUCACAAAGUGGUGGUGGUGUAGACGAAGAACAACAGCCUGAAGAGCAGCAGCCACAGCAAAAAGGAUUCAAAGGAAAAGCAAAAAAAGAUAUGCAAGAAGCAUUGACAUUUGUAAAAGAAGAAAGUCAGAGACAAAAAGCACAAAAACUACAAAAGCAACAAGAACUUGAAAAGGUUACAGUCGCUAAAGAGGAUAUCGAAUUAAUUAUUUCUGAAAUGGAAGUGACGCAACAAGUUGCUGAUCGAUUUCUACGUGAAAAUCAGGGUGAUGUUGUGAAAGCAUUGAAGGCGAUUAUUCUUGCUUAA
This is a messenger RNA of Ambispora gerdemannii, 372 nucleotides long. The record is from the annotation of a GenBank genome assembly. NCBI's taxonomy places the organism in Eukaryota, Fungi, Glomeromycota, Glomeromycetes, Archaeosporales, Ambisporaceae.